This is a messenger RNA of Biomphalaria glabrata, 3829 nucleotides long. Its product is annotated as putative inhibitor of apoptosis. The record is from RefSeq and is a predicted model, not a curated record. NCBI's taxonomy places the organism in Eukaryota, Metazoa, Mollusca, Gastropoda, Planorbidae. Gene Ontology annotation, biological process: regulation of cell cycle. Gene Ontology annotation, cellular component: spindle microtubule; cytoplasm; nucleus. The coding region runs from base 515 to 1216 and encodes 233 amino acids. The transcript has 9 exons.
AAGAUUAGUCUAGAUCUAGUAAUCAUUAAUAAUUAUCAUCUAAAUCUAGAUCUACAUCUAGAAUCUAGAUCUAGUUAUCAAUUUUCGAACUUAACUUUUUAAAGCAUAGCAUUUCAGAUGAUUUCGUUUCAGUUAGAUUUAACUAAAUGGAUAAGGUGGUCAAGGCAUUCUAGCCAAACCUCCAGCAGGACGGCAGGGUAUGGUGGCAGGCAGGGUUGUAUGGACAUGUAGGCUUAUAUGGGAGAGCCUGUAGGUGCUCAGAAAACACAAAUAAGAUUGAGUCAAGAUUUGAACUCAAGUCCCCUUGAUAGGUAACUUUGUGAGAUGCUUUCAUUGACAUGGCAACCUUCCACCGCAGGAAGAAACGUUUUCAUGCAACAUUUUAAAAAACUUGGAGUAACUCAAAAAAGAAAAAUACUGUGGACUAGUCAUGUAUACUUCAUUCAUUAGUAGCAAGUGCAAUCAUUGGCAUCAACAUAAUUUCACAUCCUCAAUAGCCACAUGAUUUGUUAUCAUGGAACCUUCUCCUGUAGCACAUGCUUCAACAAGACCCAUCUUAUCUCAAGAUAAUACUGACAGAAACCUGACUGAUGAAGAAGAAGAGCAUGAUGAGAUUGAUAGCCAAAGUACUGUCACCCCAACUGGUGCAAGAGAACUUGGCCUUCAGCUAUGGUGUCAACCAUACCAAAAUUUAUCACUUCAUCAGAGAUUAGAAACAUUUCAAGGUACAUCUAGUAUUUUCUCCAAUCCGAAACACUUGGCUAGAGCAGGAUUUUUCUAUGAUGGAUAUGCUGAUGCCAUCAGAUGUUUUUUCUGUGGAGGAGGUCUGCAUUCUUUAAAGUUGCCUUCAGAUUAUUCUAUCUACAUGCUACAUUCUACUCACUAUCCAGAUUGUAUUUACAUCCAGUGCUUACUGAGAGUAAUGUGUAAUUUGCUAGCUGGCUUAUAUUCAUCGGAUGAGCUUGAAAGGAAUUUUGAAACUGAAGGUGACAAAAUUAUCAACUUACUAGAGGAAGAUGUUCUUCUAAUUCAUCCAUCACUACUCUGCAGAAACUGUGGAGUCAAUCGAGUCUGUAUGAUGUUUCUGCCCUGUUGCCAUCUCCUGUAUUGUCUUGACUGUGGCAUCACCUCUGAUAGAUGUUAUUAUUGUCUAAACCUGGUUUCUCAUUUUAUUCUUGCUUUCAAAUCUAUCAGCCAAUAUUGUGUUAAUGUAUGAGAUGGGAUCACUUACUGCCUACUUUCAUUUAGUGAAUUCAUAGAUAAUUUAAAACUAUAAUUGUCUAUCACCUAAAGAAAACGUUUUCAAUGGUAAACUCUAUGUAUGGAGAUCUAUCUGAUCUGGAAAUCACUUCACACCUUUUGUCUUAGAUAUAGAACUGGAUGGCAGCCUUUUUAUGUGCAGAUAGCACGGAUUAUCACUACGCAGAUUGAGGACACUGAACUUUCAACUUUUAUAAGUGACAAAAACAAACAUGUCAAGUCCAAAAGAUUCUUGUUCUGUCGGUCAAGACUACACGAAAGUGGUCAAGGUCCCCAACAGAUAUUUAUUAUGAUUUAUUUAUUGUUGCAUGAACAGGGGAGGCUGGAUUUGAUGAAAUGAGACUUUAAAAAAUACAAAGCCACCUAUAAUUAUUUCUGUGUAAUGUUAUUGUUAUCAUAACAUUAUAGUUAACACUAGAGGCAUUAUGAUCAUAAAAUCAUUGCAAAGUGAUACAUCAUUCUAAAAUUUUGUAGAAAAAUUCUUGACAAAGACUAAAAGUUUAAAUAUUUGGACAAAUUUACAAAAUGUCUGAUAUAACUUUUUGCUGUGUUAAUUUUAGGAUUGCUGCCUUUCCUGUAUGUUGUGUGAUUGAAUGAUUUUUAGUCUUUCCUGAGUAUAUUUCUUGAUAUUUAGGAAAUUAUACAUUUGCCCCUCCUGGUCUAAGAAUACACACUUCCAGGUCUGAGAAUACACAUUUCCAUUUUGGCACUUGUACUAAAAGGAAGGCUGCCUAAUCAUGGGGUAUUUCUUCUUCGGGUUCAAAUAAUGAACUAAACAUUUUGUCUUUGAAAAUAAAGAGAGAGAAAAAAAUGUCCAGUUAGAGGAUUGAACCCAGGACAUCCAUGUUAUUGUAGUGGCUGUAUUAACUCAGUUGAACUACCACACAAGGACUGACUAUGUACAAAAUUUGACCUCAAGAUCGGAUCUGAACUGACCGUGCAAAAUGUUUGCUUGAAAUAAAUUAUUGAUUGCCUGUCUUUAUUUUAUAUUCACGCCAUGCUGCACUCUUUUAAUUUUGACCAACUUUUAAGUGUUGCUCAAUUGUUGUUUUUUUUUCAUUUUUGUAUACAUCAUGUAGGAUUGUAAAGAGAAAUUUUCACAAUGAUUGCUGUCGUUACAUCAACUUUUCUUUUUCUAUUGAGAUACCUUGGUUUUUCAGUGCAUCUGUGAUAUGGGGAGGGAAGGGCUGGGAUGACUUGUUUAGUUGAGCUCGCCUGUUGAGAGGGUACUAUUCAAUCCUGUUACCUUAAAUGUAUUAACACAUCAUAAGUGUAGGGGCAUAAAGGGAAAAUAAGCUGAAAAUAUCAAGCUUGAGAUGGGCCAUGAUGACUGGUACCAUUUAAAACUAAAUUUCCAUUAGUUUGGACCAAUAAAAUCAUCUCAUACUGCUUACACUUUCUGGAAUGAACAUUGGCAUCAAGAACCUUUAAAAAUGUAUAUUUCUUUUUUACAGCCAGAAACUAAUUUUUUUUUAAAUUUUAAUCUAUUAAAUCAGCCCUUAAUGAAUCAGAAACAAUACAAAGGCUAGUUUGAAUUAUUGAUUAUAGCCAUGUGGAAUCAUUUUGUUAUUUCAUCACUUUUGCCACAAAGUCAUUAACCAAUUUGUAAAUUAACAAUUUUUGCUAUGCUCAAUGUUAUCAGUGUCUUUCAGAGUUGUAUAUAAUUUAAUUAAGUUAAAUGUUGUCUUGCAACAAAGUUGAUGAGCUGAAGCUCAAGUAAAGCCUGACUUUAAAUGGGAUCCUACAUUCAAGUAUUUUAUAAGACAUUUUAAAACCAUUAUCCCAAGUUGAACAAAUCUGAAACUGCUAUCCUAAGUUGAUAAAAAUUGAAACCACUAUCCCAAGUUGAUAUAAACUGAAACCACUAUCCCAAGUAUAAAAAUAUUGAAGCCGCUAUCCCAAGUAUAAAAAUAUUGAAGCCGCUAUCCCAAGUAUAAAAAUAUUGAAGCCGCUAUCCCAAGUUGAAAAAUAUUGAAGCCUCUAUCCCAAGUUGAUAAAAACUUUUACACUGUCCAGCCAGCUUUUUUUUUUGUUUGGAUGACCAUUUCUUCUUGGUCCACCCCCUGCACCUUGAAAGAUUACUUUUGACAGUGAGUUUUAUGUUUUAUACUAUGACCAUAGCAGCCAAUUUUGUCAUCUCUUCACAGUAUUGAGGAGUUCUUCCAUAAUGCCCAGCCAGAGUGCUGACUUGUGAAAGUACAAACUCAUUUGUCGUCUUUUCUUGCAAGAUAAAAAAACUCUGUCAACAUUCGUUAAUACAUAAUUUUCCAUCCAUGUGUACAAAUGUUGUAAUAAUCUCAUUGAAGCUUCACAAUUUAGUAAGAAAAAUUGUAUUUGCAUGUUGUGCUGUUAGUCUUCAUUUUUUUGGGCUCUGUCCAUGAGUUGUCCUCCCAUGAAAGUUAUCACAUUCAGCUAAUCAAAUGAAGCAUUGCUAGCUGAUGAGUGGCUCUAUGUUGUAUAUGUGUAUUAAUUCGAAUGUCCGAGAGAUGUAUACAUUUCUUUUUCAUUUUAUCUUUUAUUUGUUACUAAUAAAAGUUAUAUUCAAAAUAAAAAUAAAAAAACAACAGUU